CUAACUCCAGCUGCCAACAGAGCUUUUACAGACAGACAGACAGACAGACAGACAGACUAAGCACUAAGGAAAGAAAGAAAACAGUGUGGAUUCAAGUAUUGAGAGAAAGUGAAUGAUUGAACAAGAAAAGAAGAAGAGCAGGAAGAUUAAGAGAGCUAUAAAGUAGAGUAGCCGUUUGCUGACACUGAUAAAGGCCCUCCCCUUCAGGAGUUUGCAAGUGUAGUGCAUCUGUCUUUCCAUGUAGUAUCUUGGCCAAUCUGUGCUCUUGUGAAAACAUCAUAUAGCUUGAAAGUGUCCAUCAGAAUUGGUUGCCCUAACUGUUACCCUGUCAGAAAGCUAAAAUAUAAACUGCCAACACACUACAAUGGCUCCCAAAAAGAAGUCAUCUCACCCCAAGAAGUCUAUACCUGAACAGACAACAGUUGAGAGUGGAGUGGUGGUCCCAGAGCUCGGUGUUAAGAAGCUGAAGGUUCCUUUUAACAUUGAGCAGCUGAAUCGGCUUAAUGGGGUGCCCCUGCCAACCCCCGUGAUACGACCAGGGGAGAGGGGUUUUGGCCUGGGCAGUGAGCUCACUCGCCCCCUGCAUGGAUCUGCUCUGCUGGAGGAGCUGAGCCGCAUGAGGCAGGAAAGAUUCCUCACUGACAUGGAAUUGGCUUGCAAAACCAAAGCCUUUGAUGUUCACAAACUGGUUAUUUCCUCGGUCAGCCAGUAUCUUCGUGAAGUCCUGGCUAAGGACCCUGGACUCAAACGACUGGAGCUCCCUACCCUCUCACCUCUUGGACUUGCCAAUGUGAUUACUUUUGCUUACCUGGGCCGUGUGCACAUGUCCCUGUACACCAUUGGCUGCACUGUGUCUGCAGCCAGCACCCUACAGAUCCCACAUCUUCUUCAGAUGUGCAUGGACUUCCUGAUAGCCGAGCUGAAUGCUCACACUUGCGUGUAUAUAUGGAACAUAGGCGCUGCAUAUGGUCUGAUGCCUGUCAGUCAGGCCGCCCAACGCCACAUUAUGGAGAAUUUUACCCAGUUUGCUGAGACAUCCCAGUUCAACCAACUCACCUUUGAGCAGAUUACAUCCUUCCUCCAAGAUGACAACCUAGUUCUGCCCUCCGAGGUCACCACCUUCCAGGUGGCCAUGAAGUGGUUAGACUUCGACCCAAAGAGGCAGGAACAUUCUGCAGAACUGCUGUCUCACGUGCGCUUUGAGACCAUCCCUGCCAGCGAGCUGGUUAGCGAGAUCCAGCCUGUGGCACGUAUGAUGCUAGAUCCUCACUGUCACCGCCUGCUGGUGGAUGCCAUGAACUACCAUUUGUUGCCUUACCAGCAGAACACGCUGCAGUCUCGCCGCACAAAGAUCCGCGGCAGCCAAAGUGCUCUGCUAUCGAUUGGGGGUCGCCCUUCGCUAACAGAACGUGCCCUAAGUCGAGAGGUGUUGUGGAGAGAUCCUCGUGAGGGAAUGGCCACGUGGCGUCAUCUUACUCAACUGCCAGCGAAAAGCUUCAACCAGUGUGUGGCUGUGAUGGACGGAUUCCUCUAUGUGGCAGGAGGAGAAGAUCAAAAUGAUGCCAGAAACCAGGCCAAACAUGCUGUUGGCAUUCUAAGCAGAUACGAUCCUCGCUUCAACACUUGGCUACAUCUUACCAGCAUGCGCCAACGACGCACCCAUUUCAGUCUUGUUGCCACCUGUGGGCGACUAUAUGCCAUUGGUGGCCGCAACACUGAUGGCCUUCUGGCUACCAUUGAGAGCUAUCAGCCCUCUACCAACAGUUGGCAGCUCCGUACCCCGAUGGAUAUGCCACGAUGCUGCCACGCUAGUGCUGUCCUGCCAUCUGGAGACAUCCUGGUGACUGGUGGCUACGUCAACUGUGCUUACUCGCGCUCAGUCAUCCGUUAUAACAUUGAUUGCGACACCUGGAGUGAGCAGGGAGAGUUAGAAACACCCAGAGGCUGGCAUUGCUCUGCAACAUUAGGUGGCAAGGUGUACGUAGUAGGUGGCAGCCAGCUUGGCCCCGGUGGAGUCCGCACUGAUGUGAUGACCAUAGAGGUUUUCUCCCCUGAGACCAAGGAGUGGACAAGAGCUGCAACCCUGCCCCUGGGAGUGAGCACAGCUGGUUUAUCUCCACACGGAGAUCACCUGUACCUUCUGGGUGGAUGGAAUGAAGCCGAGAAGCGUUACAAGUCAGCCGUCCAGCGUUAUGACCCAGCCACUGACAGCUGGUCAGCUGUAGAAGACCUGCCGGAACCCAUAGUGGGGGUGUCCUGCUGUGCCCUACCUUUGCCCCCUCGCCACACAACUCGCAGGCACCGAAACACCCCAUCUCAUGAAGAUCAGACAUCACAGCAUUUCAAUGCAUGAGAAAAGAGAGCUGGAGAAAGAGCAAGAGAGACAGGGUGAGAGGGAGUGGUUAGUAAGACAGUAGAAAAGACAGCCGUAGAGAGAUGGACAUCUGGAGAGUAGAAAGUAAGAGUAACAGGUAAAGGAAAGACAAUGCACAGAAGACUUUUAAGUCUUGAUCUUAAACUCCAAAUAUACUUUUAGGUAAAAUGGGAGUUCAAGGAUGGCGUACUUCCAAGGGCCCAGUUAUAAAGAAUGUAAAAGCAUUUAACAAGACCCUCUGUUGUGUGAGAGAGAAUCAAUUCAGUGAGGUGUGUGCUUGAGUUUUUGUGAAUGAACUUUAGAAAUUGAGCCAUACAGUUCUAUUGAAAAUGUAUCAUGGGAUUGCCACAAACCAUGCUUAUUUCAAUAAUACUGAAUCUAGCAAUAAGCUCAUGGUAUUUAUUUGUAAUUCACAUUAUUUAUGGCUUUAUAUUUUAGGAAAGUUUCAAUUGUAUCUAUUUAGACAGCGUAACAGCAGCAAACGUGGAAAGAAUUGUAAUUACAAUGUUUUAAAUGCCAAGAGGUGCAGCACACAUCAAUCCCCUCAACGGACAUAAGAAAUUUGGCACCAAACCUUUGAUACUACACAGUGGAAAUUGCAUAAACCCACACUCCAUUCUGUAGACCUCCAAUCGACAAACAAAUUGCCAUGGCUUUGGUAUUUCCCUUUAAACCCAUUGAUACAGUUCUCAUUUAAAGUAAAAUUACAGGACCUGCCUUCCCGGAUCUCUGGAGUGGUCACCCUUAACUGACCUUUGCGGAUGUUGAUCUCAUAACCAGUGAAAAUACAAAACAUGGGAAAUAUUGCAAGGAACCUUGAUUGCAUCAGAAUAAUUGAAAAUAUGCAUUCACUGAAUAAAAGUCAAACCAAUUAAAACAA
This is a messenger RNA of Xyrauchen texanus (razorback sucker), 3254 nucleotides long. RefSeq names its product kelch-like family member 43 (gene klhl43). Gene Ontology annotation, cellular component: nucleus; cytoplasm. Gene Ontology annotation, molecular function: protein binding. The record is from RefSeq and is a predicted model, not a curated record. NCBI's taxonomy places the organism in Eukaryota, Metazoa, Chordata, Actinopteri, Cypriniformes, Catostomidae. The transcript has 7 exons. The coding region runs from base 365 to 2353 and encodes 662 amino acids.